Messenger RNA from Dermatophagoides pteronyssinus (European house dust mite), 439 nucleotides. It is a transcript of the gene Oxp, whose product is annotated as Oxpecker. NCBI's taxonomy places the organism in Eukaryota, Metazoa, Arthropoda, Arachnida, Sarcoptiformes, Pyroglyphidae. The record is from RefSeq and is a predicted model, not a curated record.
AACACACAGCCAUCGAUCAACCAUUGGCAAAAAAUGCCUAAAACAACGAAAAAAUCAAAAAAAUUAUUAUUAUGGGAUGGUUAUGGAAAACAUUAUCAAAGCCAUUAUCGUCAUCGUCGACGUCGUUGUCGUCUUCGUCGUCAAUAUCAUCAGGAUCAAAAUGAUGAAAAUCGUUAUGAAAUAUCCAAUAUCAUUGAUUAUCGUAUUGUUAUUCAUAAUCAAAAAGAAAUUGUAAAUUUUUUAAUCGAAUGGACUGGUCAUACGGAAAAAUCCUGGGAACCAUUUGAAAAUCUUGAUCAUUGUAUACCAUUAUUAUCGGAUUUUUUUCUUAAAAUUUAUCAACGUUCAAUUUUUGAAUAUUAUAAUUUAAUGUUAAAAGUAAAUAUUGAUUGAAUUAAAAGAUUCAACAAGUCAAAAGAAUUGUGUUGACCGCCCAUCA